AUGUGGUUAUUUGACUGGUUCCAAGACGUGUUGUCAUCCCUUGGCUUGUGGAACAAGCACGCCAAGCUUCUUUUCCUUGGUCUCGAUAACGCCGGGAAAACUACUCUUCUUCAUAUGCUUAAGAACGAUCGUCUUGCCACACUUCAACCAACAUGGCAUCCAACUUCUGAAGAAUUGGCCAUUGGUUCUGUCAAGUUCACCACCUUUGAUUUGGGUGGUCACUUGCAAGCCAGAAGAUUGUGGAAGGACUACUUCCCUGAAGUCAAUGGGAUUGUAUUUUUGGUUGAUGCUGCUGAUCCAGAACGUUUUGCUGAAUCCAAGGCCGAACUUGAGUCCUUGUUCAAGAUUGAAGAGUUGAGCAAUGUUCCAUUCUUGAUCUUGGGUAACAAGAUUGACGCUGACACCGCUGUUGGUGAAAUGGAAUUGAAGGCUGCCUUGGGCUUGUACGGCACCACUGGUAAGGAUGGAUCCAAGUUACCAGAGGGCCAAAGACCAAUCGAGUUGUUCAUGGUCUCCGUUGUGAUGAGAAUGGGUUACGGUGACGGUUUCAAAUGGUUAUCCCAAUACAUUUAG
This is a messenger RNA of [Candida] anglica, 573 nucleotides long. NCBI's taxonomy places the organism in Eukaryota, Fungi, Ascomycota, Pichiomycetes, Serinales, Debaryomycetaceae. The record is from the annotation of a GenBank genome assembly.